Messenger RNA from Heterostelium album PN500, 1158 nucleotides. RefSeq lists its product as uncharacterized. The record is from RefSeq and is a predicted model, not a curated record. Lineage: Eukaryota; Evosea; Eumycetozoa; Acytosteliales; Acytosteliaceae. The coding region runs from base 1 to 1158 and encodes 385 amino acids. The transcript has 2 exons.
AUGAACGAAAUAAAACCAUUGCAACAAGAAAGUGCAGAAAAAGGUUUAUUUCAAAAUGAAUACAUACAACAUGUUCGAACAAUAAAUAGUAUGUCAAAAAUCGUACCAAUUCCCCCAGAAAUAGCAAAUAGUCAAAAUUAUAGUUCAACAUCCAAAGCUGUCGGUAGAAUCAUUAUAUUGACACAUGUAAUUAGAUUGAAAGCUAAAGGUCAAAAAGAUGCUUGGCAGUGCGGAACUGGUUUUUGUGUUAGCAACGACACCGUGGUGACAGCAGCACAUGUGUUUCAUAACCCAGAUAGCAAAUAUAUAAAUAUCUAUAUGUUUUUUGGUUAUAAUGCCCAUAUACCUUCCGAGAUAGAUAUGGACGACAUUGAUAACUGUGAUGGAGUCUAUGAAUUGAUUUCGUUGGGACGGGAGUUCCAUGAUCAAUUCAAAGAUCCAUUGUUGGUACGAGGAGUCGAUAAUAGUAAUCAGCAAUUCAAAUGGUAUUUCGACAAUGAUUUACAGUUUCUUAAAUUCAAAAAUAAACCAAAUGACCAUACCUAUCUAAUACCAAAGCUACCAGACAUAGAGGGGCUAAAAGACCAUUUUGUAAUGGGAUAUCCAGGUCUCCCAGAUAUGGAUACCUUUGUGAAAAGAUUUUCCCUAAGCCUGAAACAGGAUGAACUCAGUUAUAUUGAUGCUUGUUUUAAGGCAUAUGCUGGUUUUCAGAAAAAGACAGUUUGCAUUGGUACAAUACACCCUUGUCGUUCCAAUGUCCAGGUAUUGUCACACUGCUGUCCAACAUUUACAGGUACUUCUGGAGGUAUUUUAGCAAACAGUCAAUAUAAUCAGCAGUUUAUUGGAAUACACAUUGGAAAUGCCACCGAAACAGGGAGUAUCGCCAUUUCAGUCACACAUCCACUAUUUGCUUAUUUAUAUUCGAAAUAUGUUCUUAUUGACGAAGAUUUCAUCAUAAAAAAUCAUGUACUUUUAGCACCUUAUAUAGAAUUUUUACUCAAACAACUACAACAACCUCAACAACUAGAGCAACUACAAAAACAAAUGCAACAACAAUUGCAACAAAUACAUAAUCUGUACGAACAAUUGCAACUAGAACAACUACAACAACACUUGGAUCAAACAACUCUACUGAAUUCUGAAUUAGGUUCUAUCUAA